AUGAAGACAUUCAGUCCUAAACAUUGCUCGGUGGUUAUAUACAAUGACCAUAAAGAUGAUGACCUAUUACCACUUUCAUUAUUUAUCUCUAUUUACAAGUCGGUUGUCAUAAAGCAUGACAAGACGGAAGUAAUACAAGAACUGAGGAGUUAUCAUUGUCAUCACCCUGUUUUACUGUUAAUUGAUACAGAAUCAGGCAUAAAUGAAUGUCCAGAGUUACUGUCGACAGUUGUGAGGUUUAUCAGAGAAGGAUUAUUGAUUAAUACGAUACCGAUCGUAUGUUCAACAUUGGAUUGUCCCCAUUUUAUGGUCAAAUGUAUCAAUGAAGGUGCAGCUGAUUAUGUAAUAAAGCCGCCUAGUGAGGAUGUCAUCAAGACAUUAUUCUUGAAUGUAGCAAGGUACAAUACGAAUACCAUCAUAAACCAAGAUGUUCAACAAGAGACUUGUCGAUUGGCCGAAUAUGGAAAAGUGUGGCCCAAGUUUAAAGAGAGACUCAAGAGCGUCUUUUUACAAGAGACAUGGUUAUCCAAGAUUAUCGCUGAAUAUUAUACCCCCAAGCCCACGGUUCAUCGAUCAUCCAUGAAAUCCAUGUUGGAGGAUAGAAAAGAAUACUUGAAAUCACAGAUUUGCAGCUGGAAUUUCCUACCGCUUGAUCUGGAGCUGAAGGAUUUAGUAGAAGUUGUCUAUUUGAUAUUGAAUCAAGUCUUGACCUCAUUUGAUGAAUUGAAGUCACUUUGUGUUCCCAGCAGUGAUUUGUAUCACUUUAUAUUUGACAUUUGCAACUCGUACCACGGGACAAAUCCUUAUCAUAACUUUAGGCAUGCAGUCGAUGUACUUCAAGCGAAUUAUUAUUUUCUCUGUAAAAUGGGUUUACUCAAACCCAUGUAUCCUUCUAAUGAAUUCACUUUUGGACAUUCUCAGAACCCAGUGAUUCGACUGAUGACCCCCUUGGAUAUAUUUGCAUUACUUAUGGCAAGUAUAGGUCAUGAUGUUGGCCAUCCUGGUGUCAAUAACAAUUUCAUGAUCACAGCAUCAACGCCUUUGGCCAUCAUAUAUAAUGAUAAAUCAGUCCUUGAAAGUUUUCAUGCUAUGUCCUUUUUCCAUCUACUACAAGAUAAUUGCUUCAGCCAAUUAACUGAUCUUAAAACAUAUCCUAAUUAUUGUACCUUUCGCAAGAUUGUUGUGAAUAGUAUAUUAGCUACAGACAUGAGUUUACAUGAUGAUUAUGUUCAAAAGAUUAACGAUCAAGCCAAGAGAAUACGUGAGAACGCGAUUGAUCCGACAGACAACGCUGCGGCUGAAAGAGAAAAGAUUAUAUUGUGUGGUGCAUUGAUCAAAUGUGCUGAUAUUAGUAACUGUGCUAGACCCUUUGAGUCUGCUAAGCGGUGGGCAGAGAUAUUAGCAGAGGAGUUUUUUGAGCAAGGAGAACUGGAAAAAGAGUUUGGACUAAACGUUUUACCGAUCAAUGAACGAGGCAAGGUGCCAUUAGAAGAUUUUCAAUUGAGCUUUAAGCGGUUUAUUGCACUUAAAUUAUUUGAAGCUGUUAGCUCAGUCACUGAAGACAUGCAAUUCACAGUAGAUAUAAUUUAUGAUAAUAUAAACACUUGGGAAAACAUGAAGAAAAAACAGGAAAUAGAUUUGAAAUUUAAGCAAGACGUAAAAACUGAACAACAUAGUGAUAUGACGCCUAAUAAUAGUAUAUCUCCUAAUCAAGUUUCUUCAUUUGAUAGUAAAGUCCCUAGUCAGCAGAGGUCAUCAAGAUCAGGAAUGAACCCAUGA
Rhizopus microsporus ATCC 52813 is the source of this 1779-nucleotide messenger RNA. Its product is annotated as HD-domain/PDEase-like protein. Gene Ontology annotation, biological process: signal transduction. The record is from RefSeq and is a predicted model, not a curated record. Bases 1 to 1779 code for a protein of 592 amino acids. The transcript has 10 exons. Lineage: Eukaryota; Fungi; Mucoromycota; Mucoromycetes; Mucorales; Rhizopodaceae. Gene Ontology annotation, molecular function: 3',5'-cyclic-nucleotide phosphodiesterase activity.